AUGAUCGCGUGCGUGGUUGCCGGCGCCUUGCUCAUCGUCCGCUACCCCCACGACAUCCGACCAUUCCAGCGCGGAGAAGAAGAAGCGCCGCCGACAAGGGCGGGGUCCGCCCGGCCGCCGCCGCCGCCGCCGCCGCCGCCGCUGCUGCCACGGAGAGCGGCCGGCUAUCGACGCUUCCGGGGAGGAGAAGCCGUCGCCGCAAGCGGAGGAAGCGGGCCCCGCAUAGGCGGAGAAACAAGAAGGGCUUCCGCUCUCGCUGAAGAACUGAGCGAGGGCGGCGGCGGCGGCGGCGGCGGCGGCGGCGACACAACCAACACCGCGGUCGUCUUCACCACCGCUGAUGCCACCGCUCUUGCACGAGGCCCCGGGGGAUCGGACGGCCUCUCGAGGGUUUCCGGCGCUAGGAGGCGUGCCGAGAGCCAAGGGGACCGUCGCGGGAGAAGAAACGGGGGCGCCGGCGAUUGGGGGGAUGGUGGCUUUAGGGGGGGUGCCGCCCGGGCAAGGAAGAGCGGCAAGAGAGAGGCGGUCAACGGCGGCGGCAGGGCCAUGGCCGCGAUCCCGACCUUCCAUAUGUUGAGGGUGCGGAAAAGGGACGGCGAGGGGGAACCCCUGGGGAGUGCCCCUCCGCGGCUGGAGUUCCUGGGUGGCGACGGCGGGGGGGGGGGCGAGAGCGCUACAUCGGCACCGGGGCCGUUCUCCCUAAGGCGCUACGAGAGCUUCGAGGCGUACGCGACGGAGCAGUCGGCCAGCGGCAACGCCAUCCUCCCAGUUCCCAUCGUCCGGCCCCCGGGGAAGGGACCCGAGGCCUCCAGGUCUAUCCCGCUGGCGAUCAUUAUCGGGACUCAGAAAGGGGGAACGCAGAAUCUCCGCAGCCAUCUGCUGACACACCCCUCGCUGUCAGGGUUGAGGCAGAAAGAGGCGCACUUUUUCGACUGGUUCUGGUUCCCUAGUGAUCCCAACAAGAAGCGUCACGAGUGGCCGGGGGAUGGCCGUGGUGGUGCUGGCCUCAACCCCAGCGCAGCCGGUGAAGUCCUUUCGGCCUACGCGGACAGGGCCAUGAAAGCGGUCGACCCUAGCAAGCGCGACACCAUGGCGACUGUGGAGUCGUCGCCUCUGUACUUGUUCUUUCCCCUUGCGCCCUACCGGAUGAGGAUGGUUCUUCCCGCAGCGAGACUCGUACUGAUUCUCAGAGACCCCACGGAGAGGUACUUCUCUCACCUGCGAAUGAUGAUGUGCGGGACACGGGACGGCGAAACGUUCGAUCAACUCGAGGAACGACUAGAAACAUAUUUCCAUAUCCCAGGGCGGGUCAAGGAGUACCUCGAACAAGGGGAGGCGAGCUACAAGCCAUACACGCCGCUGUGUCGGGGGGAGGGGGCAAGGGCGAAAGACCUCCUACGUUGCUGGAAGGCCAUGGUGACGCACGACCCGCUCCACCGGGGUCUCUACGUGGACCAACUGGAGAGAUGGUUGAGGGUGUAUCCCCGAUCACAGAUUCUUGUCGUGGAGUCUUCGGAGAUGUUCGGAGACUUCACUGGCACCCUCAACCAGGUGGCCAGGCACAUCGGACUGCCGCCGCACGACUUUUCCUACGACUCCAGGCACCAGCACGCCAGCGCCCCGUGCGAGCGACACCACCCGGAGCUGUUCGCAGAGGGCGGAAGGUACAGUAGACACUGA
Ectocarpus siliculosus is the source of this 1680-nucleotide messenger RNA. Lineage: Eukaryota; Phaeophyceae; Ectocarpales; Ectocarpaceae. The record is from the annotation of a GenBank genome assembly.